CUUCUUAAACAUCAGAAGAUCCACACAGGAGAGAAACCGUUCUCAUGUUCUGAAUGUGGAAAAUGUUUUGUAAACAAACCAAGUCUUAUUAAUCAUCAGAGAACCCACACAGGAGAGAAACCGUUCUCAUGUUCUGAAUGUGGAAAAUGUUUUUCCACUAAAAUGGAGCUUAUUACACAUCAGAGAACUCAUACAGGAGAGAAGCCUUACUCAUGUUCUGAAUGUGAUAGAUGUUUCACUCACCGUACACAUCUUAUUACACAUCAAAGAACCCAUACAGGAGAGAAACCUUACUCAUGUUCUGAGUGUAAAAAAGGUUUUGCCAGUAAAUCAUAUCUUGUUAUACAUCACAGAAUUCACACGGGCGAGAAACCUUUCUCAUGUUCUGAAUGUG
This is a messenger RNA of Pelobates cultripes (western spadefoot toad), 394 nucleotides long. The record is from the annotation of a GenBank genome assembly. NCBI's taxonomy places the organism in Eukaryota, Metazoa, Chordata, Amphibia, Anura, Pelobatidae.